Messenger RNA from Aphanomyces astaci, 1462 nucleotides. RefSeq lists its product as hypothetical. The record is from RefSeq and is a predicted model, not a curated record. Lineage: Eukaryota; Oomycota; Saprolegniomycetes; Saprolegniales; Verrucalvaceae. Bases 565 to 1020 code for a protein of 151 amino acids. The transcript has a single exon.
CUUUCCAUAGUAGUAAUAUAUUUCACGGUUAUAAUAACAUGCGUCACCUCCCGCUAUAAUAUAAUUUAGUAUAGUACGUCGACAUUCCACCACUCCAAUCGUGUGAGAACCAACGUGCGUGGGUGUAAUAAACCUCUAUCACUUUGUGGAGGUGAAUCUAUCGUGGUGGCGGCUUGGGAGGGCCCCCAUCGCAUCGUCUACCUCUUCUUCGUGCACCAUCUCCAUGCCGGCGCCGCCGCCGAGCACGUUGAAUCCCCGCACAUAUGAAUGCUCCACGAGCGGCGAAAGCGCGUAGUUGAGGUAUCCGUUGCCUUCGUCAAACGACGGGGGCGGGUCUAAGCUGGAAAAACUCACAGACCUGCCAAAGUCAAGCUCGUCUUCCACCAGUGGAGAUAUGGCAAAGUUGAGGUAGCUGGGGGUGGUCGACUUGUCAAGGGAUUCGGAGGUGGGCGUUGGCGACGGCACGGUCGAUGGCACCUCGGACAGCGGGGACACGGACUCGGACGAGUAAUGCGUGAGCUUCAAGUCAUAGUUGGUUGAUGGAGGAAUCGCAGCAGCAGCGACAUGCGGCGGCUGCGGCUGGUACGCAGGAUGAUGGAGGCUCGCGUUGAGGUCGAUGUCGUGGAAGGACGAGUGCUGCCGCCGGGUAGUCCCGGUCGAGUACUGACUUGGCACCCGGUGGUUGGCGGCUGUGGUACGAGAUGGCUCGCGCUCGUAGCUGUUAACGCGCGACCGCACAAUGUACGCGCCGGCAUACGUGGCGAUCUGCUGUUCGGUGCGCUCUUUCUGCCGCCGGCGGUGCAAGCAACACCCCCAUACGACCAAGAGAAGCAGGAGAACGACUCCACCGCCAAUGCCGAGCGCGAUGGGCGUCCAAUUGGUUUCGGAAACCGGCUGGACCACCAGCUGCAGGUUGCGGUAUGUCACGAGGUCAAUGUACGCAGGUUGGGUGACGUUUUCCUUGGUGUAGUUGGACAACACGGUGGCAGUAGCUACGAGUGUAAACUGGCCCGGGUCUAAUGGCAGCUUGACGGCGGUGGCGGAGAACGAAGCCGUGCCCGUGGAAGCAAACUUGGUGCCUUGGAUGGGACCAGCCAACAAAUCGAUUCGAUUCGCACAAUGCAGUCGACGGUCGGUGCCUGGACACAGGUACAACGACGAGUGGACAACGUUGGUGGUCAAUGGAUUGAUGGGUUUGAACGUCACAGACGACUUCGUGACGGCCAGUGACCACGACAACGGCAUCGAGUCGCCCACAACGGAGGGCGACUGGAAUGGCGCGAUGGCCACAUUAGCCGGACAUAGCCCACCGUUGGCCUUGUCGAGACUCCCGCUGGCGUCGUCUUUGACGGAGGCAAAGCAGUACGUCGUGACGUCGUCCACAGCAGCCGCCGCCAUGGUGACAGCGCGCAAUGACGGAGGAAAUGGUGGACUGCAUAUUAGCUGCCUCGCGCCAGCUGGC